AUGCCUCACUCACAGCAUGGCGAGGAUGCCUCCGCGACAGCGGCUGGCUCCCAAAUACCGGUGACACUUAUCGCCGACUCUCUCGAGAAGCCUUCGCUUGACGAUCGCAGCUACCGGGUCAUUCGACUUAGCAAUGAGCUUGAGGCUCUUCUGGUGCACGAUCCCGAGACCGACAAGGCCAGUGCUGCCCUUGACGUCAACGUGGGAAAUUUCAGCGACGAGUCUGAUAUCCCUGGCAUGGCUCAUGCGGUCGAACAUCUUCUCUUCAUGGGCACAAAGAAGUUCCCAAUUGAGAACGAAUAUGGUCAAUAUCUCUCCGCCAAUUCAGGAAGCUCUAAUGCUUACACCGGUCCGACUUCGACAAAUUACUUUUUCGACAUUUCUGCAAAGCCAGAUAAUGACCAGGAUCCUUCAGACAUCAAUCCUUCUCCUCUACGUGAGGCUCUAGAUCGAUUCGCGCAGUUCUUCAUUGAGCCUCUCUUCCUUCCCGAGACUCUCGACCGAGAACUCAAGGCUGUCGACUCAGAGAACAAGAAGAAUCUUCAGAAUGAUACCUGGAGACUGCACCAGCUUGAAAAGUCUCUGUCCAACCCCAACCAUCCGUUCUGCCAUUUCUCAACUGGCAAUUUCGAGGUCUUGAAGACCCUUCCCGAAGCACGCGGAAUCAAUGUUAGGGAUAAGUUCAUCGAGUUCCAUGCCAAACACUACUCGGCGAAUCGCAUGAAGUUGGUUGUCUUGGGCAGAGAGCCACUUGACGUGCUCCAGAAAUGGGUUGCUGAGCUUUUCUCUCCUGUCGUCAACAAGGAACUCCCUCCCAACAGGUGGCCCGGCGAGCUACCGUUCCGGGAGUCUGACCUCGGAAUGCAAUGUUUUGCAAAGCCUGUUAUGGAUUCGAGAGAGUUGAACCUCUACUUCCCCUUCAUUGACGAGGAGUUCAUGUUCGCCACUCAGCCUAGCCGAUAUAUUAGUCAUCUUAUCGGACACGAGGGUCCUGGCAGUAUCAUGUCGUAUAUCAAAUCCAAGGGCUGGGCAAACGGUCUCAGUGCUGGUGCCUACCCUGUGUGCCCUGGCACUCCCGGUAUUUUCGAUGUGCAAGUUCGCUUGACGGAAGAGGGUCUCAAGAACUAUCCUGAAAUUGUCAAGAUUUUCUUCCAGUAUGUCACUCUUUUGCGCGAGAACCCUCCACAGGAGUGGAUCUUCCAAGAGCAGAAGGGAAUGGCAGAUGUCGACUUCAAGUUCAAGCAAAAGACACCCGCCAGUCGUUUUACGAGCCGGAUCAGUUCUGUUAUGCAGAAACCGCUUCCGCGAGAGUGGUUGCUCAGCGGCCACAGCCGUCUCCGGGAAUUCGCUCCCGACCAGAUUGAGAAGGCUCUUUCUACAAUUCGCCCGGACAACUUCCGCAUGGUUAUUGUGUCACGAAACCACCCCGGCAACUGGGACCAGAAGGAGAAGUGGUAUGGAACUGAGUACCGCCAUGAGAAGAUCCCCGAUGAUCUCAUGGAGGAUAUCAAGAAGGCCGCCGCAGUCUCUCCCAAGGAGCGCUUGUCGGCCCUUCAUCUACCCCACAAGAACCAGUUCAUUCCCAACAAGCUCGAGGUUGAGAAGAAGGACGUCGAUGAGCCCGCACUGAACCCGCGAGUGCUCCGCAAUGACAACAUUGCCAGGACAUGGUGGAAGAAGGAUGACACUUUCUGGGUUCCUCGCGCGAAUGUGAUCGUGAGCCUAAAGACACCCCUUAUCUACGCUUCCGCCGAGAACAAUGUCAAGGCCCGUCUAUUCACGGAUCUUGUGCGUGAUGCGCUCGAAGAGUACUCCUAUGAUGCAGAAUUGGCUGGCUUGCAGUAUAAUGUCAGUCUCGACUCACGGGGUUUAUUCUUGGACGUCAGUGGUUACAAUGACAAGCUUCCUGUCCUUCUGGAGCAAGUUGUUACAACAAUGCGGGACCUCGACAUCAAGGAGGAUCGUUUCGAGAUCGUCAGGGAGCGACUGACCAGAGGAUACAACAACUGGCAGCUUCAAUCGUCCUACCAUCAAGUCGGUGAUUACACCAACUGGCUCAAUGCACCUGAGCGAGACUUUAUUGUAGAAGAGCUUGCAGAUGAGCUGUCGAGCGUCACGUUGGAAGGUGUCAGGUUGUUCCAAAAGCAAAUGCUGGGCCAGGUUUUUAUUGAGGUUUACGUGCACGGCAAUAUGUACAAGGAGGAUGCCCUCAAGGCAACCGACAUGGUUGAGUCUAUUCUAAAGCCUCGGGUAUUGCCUGAGGCUCAGUGGCCUAUCCUACGGUCUCUUAUCUUGACUGAGGGCUCAAACCACGUUUUCAGGAAGACGCUUAUGGAUACAGCUAACGUCAAUCACUGCGUCGAGACCUGGUUCUAUGUUGGUAGUAGGGAAGACCGCGAGGUUCGCACAAAGACUUUACUCCUAGAUCAGAUGCUCCACGAGCCUGCCUUUGAUCAGCUGAGAACCAAGGAGCAACUGGGUUACAUCGUCUUUAGCGGUCCUCGAGCUUUCUCGACAACAUAUGGUUUCCGAUUCCUCAUUCAGAGCGAAAUGACGCCGGAAUUCCUCGAUUCUCGCAUUGAGGCCUUCCUUAUGAGAUAUGCAGACACUUUGGAGAAGAUGAGCGACACGGAGUUCGAGGGUCACAAGCGAAGCUUGAUUGUCAGGCGGCUAGAGAAGCUCAGGAACCUGGACCAAGAGUCCACUCGUCACUGGUCUCAGAUCACAAACGAAUACUACGACUUUGAGCUAGCCCAACGCGAUGCUGCACAAAUCAAGUUGCUGACCAAGCCCGAGGUCGCCGAGUUUUUCAACAAGCACCUCAAUCCCACAUCAACCCGAAGAGCCCGUCUGUCGAUUCAUUUGCAAGCCCAAGGCAAGGCUGAAGGAGUCGAUAAACGACAGGAAGAGGCCCAGAAGAAGGCCGAUGAGGAGCCAUCUGCUGGGGAUGCUGUCAAGACUGCUCAGGAGGUUACAGACGUCAGAUUGUACAAGGCUGGUCUCACUGCCAGCUCAGGCGCCAGGCCUGUAAAGGACAUCAGCGAGUAUGCGGAUACCGAUGCUAAGCUGUAA
Molecule: messenger RNA, 3072 nt
Organism: Fusarium pseudograminearum CS3096
Lineage: Eukaryota; Fungi; Ascomycota; Sordariomycetes; Hypocreales; Nectriaceae
Exons: 4
Coding region: 1-3072 (1023 amino acids)
Biological process (GO): peptide catabolic process
Cellular component (GO): mitochondrion; cytosol
Molecular function (GO): metal ion binding; metalloendopeptidase activity
Source: RefSeq, a predicted model, not a curated record